AUGGGUUUCUUCAGCCGUAAACCUCGCGACGGCCCGGGAGCACAUGCAGCCACCACCACCCCGCCCAAACACCACAAUGACAAGGGGACGCCUUACUACUCCAUGAGCUCGCGGCCCAAGUUCGGCCAGUGGCUCAAGCACACCUGGCUCGACAUUGUCACGAUGGUUAUCAUGGGCGUCAUUGGCCUUGGUGUCUACGAAGCGCACCCGGCACCAACCCGCUCGUUCCCCGUCCUCUUCUCUGACGGCGAGGUCGUCUACCCCGAGUUUGCCUAUCCCCUUCGCAAGGAGAUCGUUCCCAUCUGGGCCGCUGCACUGCUCGCAGCCCUUGUCCCUAUUUUCGUCUUCCUGGUCAUGCAGAUCCGCAUCCGCUCCUUCUGGGACGUCAACAAUGCUGUCAUCGGCCUCCUCUACGCCUUGAUCACUGCCGCCGUCUUCCAGGUCUUCGUCAAGUGGCUGAUCGGGGGUCUACGCCCGCAUUUCUUGACCGUGUGCCAGCCUGACAUCUCCCUCGCCAGCAACAACCCCGGCGACAAGGGUGCUGGCUACAACGCAGCCGGGUUCAAGCAGAUCUACUACACAAGCGAGAUCUGCACCGGCGACCGGAACACUAUCGACGACAGCCUUGAGUCGAUGCCGUCUGGCCACACCACCGCCGCCUUCGCAGGCUUUGUCUACCUGUAUCUCUACCUCAACGCCAAGCUCAAGGUCUUCUCCAACUAUCAUCCCGCUAUGUGGAAGCUGAUCGCCAUCUACGCCCCAAUCCUCGGCGCUUGCCUUAUCGGCGGUGCCCUGACAAUUGACGAGUUUCACAAUUGGUACGAUAUUCUUGCAGGCGCAAUUAUCGGCACGGUGAUGGCCUUCUCCGCGUACAGGAUGACAUACGCGGCCAUCUGGGACUGGCGCAUCAACCACAUUCCCCUCAACAGGGGUGUGCCAUUUGACUUUGCCAACCCCGAGCUCACGCAUGCUACAUUCACGAGGAAGGUUGGCUGGGGUGCUUCGACUGGUGUCGUCGGCGAGCACAACGGGCACCAUGGCUACGGCCAUGGCCACAACGCGUCCAUUGGCACCAGUGGCGUGUCGAGGAAGCCUGUUGGGUCCGGCCGGGCUCCAGAGACCAUGGUCUAA
Molecule: messenger RNA, 1131 nt
Organism: Diaporthe citri
Lineage: Eukaryota; Fungi; Ascomycota; Sordariomycetes; Diaporthales; Diaporthaceae
Exons: 3
Coding region: 1-1131 (376 amino acids)
Biological process (GO): phospholipid metabolic process
Molecular function (GO): phosphatidate phosphatase activity
Source: RefSeq, a predicted model, not a curated record